AUGAUACGUCUCACUUCCCAGUUUGCAGUUCACCAAUCAUCCGCGAUCUGUGCCUCCCUACUGUGCGAGAAACCGUACCUGUGGGAUGUCGAUCGCCCGAAUCUGAUUGGACGAAGCCCUGUACAUUUGGCUCAGCUACGUGGUUAUGCUCCAGUUUGGUAUCCGUUGGCCACGCAUUCCAACGCACCACCGCUGACAGAGUCGGAUCAAACAAAUCAACCUCAGAAAUUCCUCACACGCACAGUUACAGCUCUGCUGAUACAACCACAACUGUUUAUUCGUAAACCAUUCCAAUGGUCUGAGAUUUUCGUUUCGUCGAAUCCUCCUGCUUUGAAUGUCGCAGUCGGCUUGUGCGAUUCACACGGUGAAUACGAUGAACAACUGAGUCUGAGUAAUUUACAACUUCUGUGCGAGCUCAUGGCUGCCACCCCAAAAGUCUGGUGCACGUCAUUGCCGUUCACAAGCGGUAGUUUUCAUCCAACUCGAAUUUUGGAGUCUCCUACCAACGUCCACCCACUCGAUUGUACCAACUAUCCAAAAUGUCUGUUGGAAUUUGGUCAGGAAACAGAGAUCGACCAAUUGAUUGAUGCAUGGGCUUACCAUCGUAUGCAGUCUUAUCCAGAUGAUGCGGAUAAUGAUGAUGCGAACAAUGAUGAUGCGCCUAUCGUGGAUUUAUCUCAAUCAGGCGAAGGUUCUUGUUUCACAUAUCCUCGAUUGAUCGCUCAACUACCGGUACCGCCUGCGCUGCAAGCCUAUCUAGCCUAUCGCGAAUUAUGGCCGGCCUGGAAGCGCCACACACUACCCCUACGUAAGGCACUUCGAUGGUAUCGUCGACAUCCGUUUCAAGCCCGUUGGUUCGAUUGA
Messenger RNA from Echinostoma caproni, 864 nucleotides. The record is from the annotation of a GenBank genome assembly. Lineage: Eukaryota; Metazoa; Platyhelminthes; Trematoda; Plagiorchiida; Echinostomatidae.